AUCAGCAUGGAAGUUGGCAGGCGACGUUGCGUUCAUUGUUCAAGCUUUGGAAGAUCGGCAUCAGUUGUGCAGCGGCGGUGGCAGUCUGGGUCAUCUUUCCUGCCUCGAGAUGUGGUCAUUGCCAGCGCCGCACGGACGCCCGUGGGCAGCUUCCUGGGCUCACUCGCCUCACUCACCGCGCCGCAACUUGGUACGCACAGGCAGCCAGCCGACCACACAGAUCAUUCAUCGCCAAGUGUGUGUGUGUCCACCAGGUGGCAUUGCAAUAUCGCAGGCUUUGAAGAGGAUACCGCUGGAGGGUGACCAGGUGGAUGGCGUCAUCAUGGGCCAGGUGCUACCCGCCGGAUGCGGACAGGCUCCAGCCAGACAAGCCGCACUCGGCGCCAGUGAGCCUGCCUACCAGCCCAGCCAAUCAACCAGUCAAGUCACGCUGCCGGCUAUAUCGUGUGUGUAUGUGUGUGUGUAUUCAGGGAUCCCUGAGCGCGUGGAUGCGUUUGGCGUGAACAAGGUGUGUUCGUCCGGCCUCAAGUCAGUGGCAUUGGCAGCCAACGCCGUCGCACUGGGUCAGGCGGACAUCAUGGUUGCCGGGGGGAUGGAGAGCAUGUCAAAUGCACCUUACCUACUCAGGUCAGGAAGGAAUCAAGGAAGGGACCGCCAUAGACAGGAUAGCACUCACUCACUGCAUUCGUUGGUUCAAUCAUUCAUUCACGACCUCUCUGUCCUGUCAGGAAGGCGCGUGUGGGAGGGUACAAGCACGGCCACGGUGUGCUGGAGGACAACCUGCUGCAGGACGGACUCUGGGACGUCUACAACGACAUACACAUGGGCAAGGUAAGCAAAGAAGGUACACACACAUAGACACACAUACACAGACAGAGAGACAGAGAGACAGGAAGAGAACGACGACCCGUCAGUGUAUGUAUGUGUGUAUGUGUCAAUAAUCAGUGUGCCGAGAAGACGGCGCGUGACCACUCGAUCCCCCGUGUGGCUCAGGAUGAGUAUGCCCUUGCAUCCUACAAGCGCGCGGCUGACGCCUGGAAGACAGGCAUGAUGACCAAGGAAGUCGUACCCGUCAAGAUACCCAACCCGGCUGGUUAAGACUAACUGAUGAUCGAAGAUGCACUCACUUGUCUUUACGAAUGUGUGUUGUGCCAUACGUGCAGCUGACAAGAAGCCCGGCAGUGGUGUCCCCCCGUUUGUGUCGGUUGAAGAAGACGAAGAGUACCCCAAACUCAAACUCGACAAAGUGAGUGCGUCAGGACACACAUAAACACACAAUCAUCCAUCCUUUCCAUACAUCAGGUGGCUGGUUUGAAGCCUGUGUUUGACCCUGAGGGCACCAUCACGGCCGCCAAUGCAUCCAAACUCAACGACGGGGCGGCUGCGUUGGUCCUUAUGAGCGCUGACACGGCAGAGAGGAUGGCCGUCGAACCACUCGCAAGGAUACUCUCGUUUGCGGACGCUGCUGUCAAGCCCAUCGACUUCAGCAUCGCGCCCUCGCAGUCGGUACAGAAGGCCAUCAAACUCGCGGGGCUCCACAAGGUAGACAGAGAUCAGAUUCAACAAGACGGACACGCGCACACAACCACACCAUGGAUGUGUGUGUGUGGUGUCUCGUGAUAUCAGGUGGACUAUUACGAGAUCAACGAGGCCUUUUCGUGUGUGGUGUUGGCCAACAUGCAGCUGCUGGGGCUGGACCACGAGCAAGUCAACGUCCACGGCGGGGCCGUCGCACUCGGACACCCUAUAGGCAACCACACACACUUCUUCCCUAGACACCCAGACAGGUAUCAGGUGGACGCGUGCGCAUGACUGUGUUGUGUGUGCAGGUGCGUCUGGUUGCCGCAUCUUGAUAUCUCUGUUGAAUGUGUUGGGGGCACGGGACGCCACGUACGGGUGUGCCGCCAUCUGUAACGGAGGCGGCGGGUCCACAGCAAUGGUCGUCGAAAGAAUUGCCGCCUGAUACAUAUAUAUGAGCGAUGAUGUGUGGAGAUCGAUGCCAGCUAGCCUAGCUGCCUGUGUGUUUUUCUGUCGUGGUGUGGCGAAGUCGGUCUGUGUUGACUUUUGUUUGUUUGUUUGUUGUGUACAUAAUUAAGUGUGUGGACGGCCGGCCGGACGCGGACACGGCGGAGCCAAACAAG
This is a messenger RNA of Vitrella brassicaformis, 2141 nucleotides long. The record is from the annotation of a GenBank genome assembly. Lineage: Eukaryota; Vitrellaceae.